AUGUCGGCUAUAAACAAGGAGCCAGAGUCUACUACGUUAAAUGAUUCGGUAACUCCAGACCUAACCCAAAUAAGUUUGGAGUCGAACCUUAAUCGAUUGUCAGUUGAAGCAUUAAAAUUUGUCUGUUGUGGUAUGGGCUUGUCAGAAACAGGCCAAAAACAGGAGAUCGUGUCCAGUGAUAGGGCACAAUGUCCAGUUCUGGAAGAAAAUUCUCUAGAUGCUUACAGCAAACAAGAUGCAGUAGAUCAGGACUUUUCACCAAAUAAGGCAUUAGCCUCAGGUGAUAUGAGCUACAUUCGUAUAGCAAGGCAGAUUGCUAUGGAAAGGGCCUAUAUUGUAAGGGUGACUGAUGAGAAUAGUUGGGAGCUUGCUGCAAAAAUGGUGAAUGUGGAUAGGUUGGAUUUAAUGACAGAGUUGUUCAAAAGUAAACAUGAAAGUGUUAGAUCAGCACUAGCUGCCAACACUAACCUUGCAAAUGGGUGGAAUCUCUAUAGUGCAAAUAGCUCAGAUGCAGUCGUAUAUCCAACCAACAGGUUUUCAGCCUAUAGCACAAAUGGCUCAGGUGCAGUCGUAUGCCCAAUCAAUGGGUUUUCAGCUACAGUACUUGGGUGUACAAAGUCUAGAGGGCAACAAGGUGUACCAGGAGUCAUCUCAUCACUGCUAACACAACUGCAAUCUUUUCAUCCAGCCCAUAGUGGUCUAGAAGGUUCGAUAGAAGCAAAGAAUAUAGAGGGAAUAGCACCUGACCGAAGAAUAGUUAACUAUACUCAGGAGUCUUUAAAGAAAGCAUUAGUAGAAUUAGAAGUUCACAUACGUGGUUGGAAAAGAGGAUUUCUUUGUUCCCAAAAAGCCUUAUGCGUUUGGUGA
Racocetra persica is the source of this 867-nucleotide messenger RNA. Lineage: Eukaryota; Fungi; Glomeromycota; Glomeromycetes; Diversisporales; Gigasporaceae. The record is from the annotation of a GenBank genome assembly.